This is a messenger RNA of Didymella exigua CBS 183.55, 1977 nucleotides long. RefSeq lists its product as uncharacterized. The transcript has 4 exons. NCBI's taxonomy places the organism in Eukaryota, Fungi, Ascomycota, Dothideomycetes, Pleosporales, Didymellaceae. Gene Ontology annotation, cellular component: membrane. The coding region runs from base 419 to 1873 and encodes 484 amino acids. The record is from RefSeq and is a predicted model, not a curated record.
CGACUCUGGCAUUAGAAAAGAUGGUAAAGCAGACCCUGGUUCUCGGAACUCCCAUAUGGCUACAUCUGAAUCGCCUUUCCGGUGAAGAAUGCGGGGUUACCGUCGAAGAGUCUUCGUCCACGUUCGACCACUUCAACUCCAACACCAUACUCACAUGUGUUAGAAGUGAACCCCAAUUUCGCAAAUCUGGAUGUAACAUGGUCUCGCUAUUGCUAACGGUUCCUCGGUGGGUCGUUGGAAUGUGAGGAGUGAGGAGAACGCGGGGUGGUGGGGGCUGUCCGAUGCCAUGUUACUCGCUGAAGCCAGUCGCACCUUCCUCAUUGCCGUAACGCGCCCUUGGCUAACUGAGCCCUCUAUUAUGGCAUCACAACGUCGUCACCACUCUAUAAACCCCUCCAGGACCGUGGAAUGAAGCGCGAUGAGUGCGCGGCCGAACCCAAAGGACUUCGAAGACGAUAGCAAGUACGCUGCGAGCAAAGAGUUUGCGGUGUAUGAGGCUGAAGCUGCUGGUAAACCCAACGGUAAUAAGCUGGAAGGAUCUCUAAGCGUUAGACGUGGGUCUAUCCGAUCGCCUUCCCCGGAUCCAUCACUUUUAUCCAUAGAAGGCAGCAACAAUACACGUUAUGGCCACAACCCUGACUAUAUUCCCGAUCCAACUGGCCAUAGACAUGCUUCUCGGUCUCCAGCGCCCCCGCGGACUGUAAAGGGAAAGCUACAAGCAAUAUGGUAUAAUAACAAAGGCCUGUUCUUAGUGCUAGUGUCGCAAUUCUUUGGCACACUGAUGAAUAUCACGACCAGACUGCUUGAAAUGGAGGGUAAUGAUGGCAAGGGCUAUCACCCGUUCCAUAUCCUGUUUGCUCGUAUGGGCAUCACAGUGCUGUGUGCAUCGGUGUACAUGUGGUAUAGAAAGACUGAACACUUUCCUUUUGGCAUGAGAGAGGUUCGGCCUUUGCUAAUCGCCCGAGGAUUGUUCGGUUUCUUUGGAGUCUUUGGCAUGUACUACUCACUACUUUAUCUGCCACUCGCUGAUGCCACUGUCAUCACCUUCCUGGCGCCCAGCCUUGCAUGCUGGGCUUGCUCCUACCUAAUCAACGAGCCCUUUACCCGUAUGGAGCAAAUUGCAGCUUACGUUUCGCUAUUCGGCGUGAUUCUCAUUGCAAGGCCUGUAUCGCUAUUUGCGUUCCUCUCGCAUCUCACCGAGUCUAUCCCGCCUGCCACUGGAGAUUCGGACAUUCUUGUUCCGUCCAAUGCUACGGCUGACGCCCAUCGUUUGGGUGCCGAAUUUGAUAAGGUUACACCUGCACAACGAGCGUCGGCUGUCGGGGUGGCUUUGUUGGGAGUACUGGGGGCUGCUGGUGCUUACACUAUGAUUCGAUGGAUCGGCAAGCGCGCCCAUCCGCUGAUUUCUGUCAAUUAUUUUGCGACAUGGUGUACGAUCGUGAGCAUCUUUAUGAUGUUGGCUCUACCUGGUGUUGGAUUCUUGCUUCCACGAUCGCUCAAAGAUUGGUGCUACUUGGCUUUCCUCGGCAUCUGUGGAUUUGUUAUGCAAUUCCUUCUUGCUGCUGGUCUACAGUACGAAAAGUCUUCACGCGCGACGAACAUGGUGUAUGUGCAGAUGCUUUUUGCACUGAGUUUCGACAAACUGAUCUGGGGCACCACUCCCGGGACACUAUCCAUUAUCGGCUCAUCACUGAUUCUGGGCUCAGCAAUGUAUGUUGCUAUGCACAAGAAGGCGCCCAAGAAUUCUAUAGCGGACAGAGGACGCAGUGAUCAGGAGGAAGGACAAGAAUUGAUGGCAUCGGAGCUCGAGACAGACCAGGACGAUGACAGACGAGGCAUCCCACUGAUCUCUGUCCGUGGGUCACGCAUGUAAAGGUAUCCUGAUCACUGCUUUCCGCAUCUGCACCAUACAUCUGUAUUUGAAAGUUAUACGUAGACUAGACUAUCCGAGCCCAUCGCACCAAUGAUCGUUUUCCA